Cynocephalus volans (Philippine flying lemur) is the source of this 4470-nucleotide messenger RNA. It is a transcript of the gene SYNGR1, whose product is annotated as synaptogyrin 1. The record is from RefSeq and is a predicted model, not a curated record. The transcript has 4 exons. Gene Ontology annotation, cellular component: neuromuscular junction; synaptic vesicle membrane. NCBI's taxonomy places the organism in Eukaryota, Metazoa, Chordata, Mammalia, Dermoptera, Cynocephalidae. The coding region runs from base 58 to 762 and encodes 234 amino acids.
ACGCGCACGGGCCGGCGGCGCGCGCCGAGCGGGGGGCACCGCGCGGGUGCAGCCACGAUGGAAGGGGGUGCGUACGGCGCUGGCAAAGCCGGGGGCGCCUUCGACCCCCACACCCUGGUCCGGCAGCCGCACACCAUCCUGCGCGUCGUGUCUUGGCUGUUCUCCAUCGUGGUGUUCGGCUCCAUUGUGAACGAGGGCUACCUCAACAGCUCCUCAAAGGGCGAGAAGUUCUGCAUCUACAACCGCAAUGCCAAUGCCUGCAGCUACGGCGUGGCCGUGGGCGUGCUCGCCUUCCUCACCUGCCUCCUCUACCUGGCCCUGGACGUGUACUUCCCCCAGAUCAGCAGCGUCAAGGACCGCAAGAAAGCCGUCCUGUCAGACAUUGGCGUCUCAGCCUUCUGGGCCUUCCUCUGGUUCGUGGGUUUCUGCUACCUGGCCAACCAGUGGCAGGUCUCCAAGGCAGAGGACAACCCACUGAACGAAGGGACAGACGCAGCCAGGGCCGCCAUUGCCUUCUCCUUCUUCUCCAUCGUCACUUGGGCGGGCCAGGCUGUGCUGGCUUUCCAGCGGUACCAGAUUGGCGCCGACUCGGCCCUCUUCUCCCAGGACUACAUGGACCCCAGCCAGGACUCCAGCAUGCCUUACGCCCCCUACGUGGAGCCCAGCACCGGGCCGGACCCCGCCGGCAUGGGCGGCACCUACCAGCAGCCGGCCAACGCCUUCGACGCUGAGCCCCAGGGCUACCAGUCGCAGGGCUACUGAGCCACAGUGACUGCCUGCCCCUGCCCCUGCGCCCUCCACCCCUGCCCCCACCCCAGCAUCCAGCCCCCUGUCCCCUCCCAGGCUGCCCUGCCCAGCACCUCUUCAUCUGAGUCGUUCCCUGAGGUUCAGGGUAGCUCGGGGUGGUCAGGUGUUGGGGUGGGUGUCCACAUACGUGUACAAGUGUGUUCGAGGGCAUAUGCCCAGCAGGGGCCUGGAGGGUGGGGGCCAGGGUGUGUGCAUUCAUUCACUGUGUCAUCGAGCAUUCACUGAACGCCUCUUGUGUGUUGGGCCUGUGCUCGGCCUGGGUGGCGAAAGGCAGAAAUGGUCCCUGGAAAGGGGAAAGAUGAGAUGUGGAGGAGUCCCUGUUGGUCCCAGAGGCAGGAAUGGUGGGAAAGAUAGACCCGGAUGGUGCUGGGAAGUUUGGCUGCAAGGGGCAGUAGUCACAGGGUAAGUGGGAACACCACAGGACACUGGGGGCUGUCACACCCAGAGCCCUUCCCACUCCACAGCAGCCUGCUAGGAGUGUCAGAACUGUCUCAACUCAUGGUUCAGGAAACAGGCCUGGAGAGGUCAAGGUCACUGGCCUAGGGUCACUCAGGCAGCUAGUGAUGGAGGCAGGGCCAAGCCCAGGCCAGCCAACCACAGAGCACCCACUCUUCCUUGUCUUCCCGCCUUCCCCCCAUCCCCGAGCCUGGGGCUCAGUGCCACUGUCAUUCUGGGAGGACUUGGGGACCUUGGCCCCGUGAAACACCCAGAUUCUGCUACAAGCCAAGGGCCUGUUCUGCCCCAGCUGUUCCCCCUACCCCCGGGGACAGCCCUGCCUCAGGGUCCCCCCACCCACAUCCCCACUGGCCCCUCCCCCAGCCCUUGGCCUCCUCCUAGAGGACGCACCCACCUCACUUGUGUCCCUAUGUGUUCUGUGCUCUGUGUAUACCAUGGGGACCUUAUCCGAGAGAGCUCCAGCAACCCCCUUUGUGGCCUCCCAAAGGACUGAUCACUGUCCCUGCCUCUAGGAGGGCUCACUAAGUCCUUGCCCAGGGCUGGGUGGAAGAGGAGGCACAGAUGGCAGUGGGACUGGCCCAAUGUCACAGUGAGUGAGAGGCAAAGCUGGACUUGCUGCCCGGGUUUCUUGGCCCCAGCUACUCAGCAGGUGCCCGAGUCCCCACCCUUGUGAUCUCCCAGGAAACAACUGAUCUGGGACACUGUCAUCUUUUCUUUCAUCUGGGGUCAGCCAGGAGUUUGGGGCUGAAGCAGCCAAGGGUAUGGGAUGUGCUUCUCCUGGCCUUCUAGCCCCACUGAGGGGCCAGCCUUUCUAGGCAGAGCAGAGGGGACAGGGGCUUUGGAAUCCACAAGGUUGGCUUGCAAGCUGCAGCUGUGGGGAUGCGCGGCCCUCAAGAUGAUAUGGGUGAGAGCCCCUGGGGCAUAGUAGGCUCAGGGAAAACCACGGGCUGUAGGGGAGAGGCUAGCAGGUGACCCCAAAUGCACGAAGAGCGUUGUGAUGCCUGAGAGGGUGGUGAUCCCUUCUGAGUGGAGGCUGGAAGGGAUCUUGCAUAAGGUGUACUCUUCAAUGAGCCUUAGUGACAGGGAGAGAGCUCGGGACCCAUCCUCCUGUCUGUGCCCAGCGUGCACUGGCCAUGGCCAGUCCGUCAGGGAGCAGAGGGAGUUGUGGGACAGGCAUGGUGGUGGUUGCUUCCCCACCUUCACCCAUGCCCCUCACAAGAACCCUAAGAGGCAGAUAGUCACUCACUUGCUCAUUCAUUCAGCAGACAGUUAUCGGGCACCUGAGCUGGGGAUACAGAGGGCAUGCGUGGUCCUUGCGUUCGCAGAGCUUAGAGUCCAGCAGAGGGGAUGAGCACAAAACAGAUGAUGGCACAGAGUCCAUUGCAGGAAGCACUAUGCAAGUGCACGGCAGGCCUGGGGCUCCCCUGAGGAAGGGCCCUAAGGAUGGCAGGAGUUGAGGUAAAGAGAAGGAACUUCCGAGGCAGAGAAGCAGUAUCACUGGCCCUAUUUAACAGAAGGGGAAAGUGAGGCUCAGGAGCAUAAGUGAGUUAGUGGAGCACAGGUCUGAACUAAGGUCUGUUCAAGUCCCCCCAAGGGCAGCAGUAAAAGAAGAGGACCCCAGACAGCUGAGUGACAGCUAGUUGUUGUUUACUUCCACUUUCCACAUCUGGGGAAGGGGCUCUGUCUACAUUCCCCCGAGGUGUCCCAAGUGGGGAAAGCAUGAAGGCAGGUUAUCUGUUGGCCUAGCAGUGGAACCUGUACCUUUCUUGGAGGUGAGGGUGCGGUGGGUGUGUGUUUCUGGCACAGUGAAGUUCUGUGCCCAUCGCAGCAGGAGGCUGUGAGAAAUCCUGCCUGUUGCCCACUGCCCACCAAGAUCCUCCUCUGCUGGCAGGCACCAGAAGACCCCAGCGCACCAACCAGCUACUGGUGAUGCUGGGCUGGAGUGCAGGGUACCAGUUAAGCUUUGUCCAGUCCUGGGUGCUUAUUACAGACCCUCCCUGCCACCCAGGCUGGGAAACUUUGCAAGACCCCUGCCAGGAGGGGGGGCGGGCUGAAUCAUCUCACUAAGCCUCCUUCCCUCUUCCUGGGAUCCAGCCCAGCUGCCCUCCCCGGGCAUGAUCCCACCAUCAGGCUGCACACUGGUGGGGACCUGCUAUGGUGGAGAUGAGAGACAGAGGGAGAGAGUUGUCCAAGGGCAGGAUUUCAAUGAGACCCAGGGCUCUGACUCCACUGUUGGGAAGUUAAUAAGGAAGCCCGCUCCCUCUGCUGGCUGAGGACAGCCCCCUGGGGAUCAUAAGCCCUCAGGCCAAGGUAUCCCUGAUAUUCCCUUUCCCCUCUCUGCUGCCCUCUGCUUCUCCCUUUCUCCCAAACCCUUUCUUGGAGAACCCUGACCUGCAGAGUUUGGGCUCCCUCUUCCCCGUUAAGCACAAGAGAGGGCCCAGGACACUUGGGUUCCACAAAAGCUUAGAACUGCAAGGACCCUUCGAGAUGGUAGUCUGGGACAGGAAGGCAGUGACCUGUCCAAGGUCAAGCACAGAGUGAGAAGUUGGGGAGCCAGGUCUUCUGCCGUCUGAGUGGACACCCAUCCUGCACAAUCACAGGCUGUCUUGCCUGGGUGGUUCCCGAUCCAUGUGGGGGUGUAGCAAAUGAGGGGCUAAUUCCCAGCAGACCAGCAUCGGUUCCCCACUCCAUCCUUCCCUGCUGAUUCUUGAUCUUUGAACACUCUUGGAGGUCCCAGGCUUCGCCCAUGUAACUGAGAGCCCCACUUGUUACCCAUGGGGUACCCCCAACCUUGGCCCUAGACCCCUUUGAUUCUCUAAGGAGCACGAAGGGGGAACGCCCCUCCCAAGAGUUUGUGGGCGGAUGGACUGGUCCAGCUGUCUCCCAGUGCUGCCCCUGACCUAACAGUCCCCAGCCCUGGUGCCCACAGCCCUCCCGCAGCGUUACUGCCUGUGUAUAGUAUAAAUAUAUAUAUUUUCUAUAUAUAAGAUGUAUAAUAUAAGGCUCCACAAAUAUAUCUGUGUGCGGUGAAGGGCGGUCCCCAUCCUGGGACCCUGCUCUAGACCCCUCAGCACCUGGUUAAGUCUCUCAAGAGUGAAUCCAGUGGCCCCGUGGCACCCUCCUUUAUGACAUCCAUUCAUUUGUGGUGAACCAAGUGAAGGUGGUGACUUCUGGUGACAUAGUAAUAAAGUGAAGACUAAGAACCCA